Molecule: messenger RNA, 10458 nt
Organism: Rhincodon typus (whale shark)
Lineage: Eukaryota; Metazoa; Chordata; Chondrichthyes; Orectolobiformes; Rhincodontidae
Gene: foxj3
Product: forkhead box J3
Exons: 12
Coding region: 539-2260 (573 amino acids)
Biological process (GO): regulation of transcription by RNA polymerase II
Cellular component (GO): nucleus
Molecular function (GO): RNA polymerase II cis-regulatory region sequence-specific DNA binding; DNA-binding transcription factor activity, RNA polymerase II-specific
Source: RefSeq, a predicted model, not a curated record
CCUCCCACAUCAGUUUGUGCUGAAGUAAGUCGUGAACCAUGAGUUGGAUGCCUUGCUGAUUGACAGCCGUGUUCGCCCGCUCUUCUUUCCCCGCGGCGGAGGUGUCGCUGCGUGCCUGGUGUUGCGGUCGGUCCACCGGGCGGGCGCAGCGCUACACGCGGGGUUGGCGAGUCCCGGCGCUGGAAGUAGUUCCGGGUGUAGGCCGAGCCUGGUUCUGUGACGGACAGGGACUGGAAACGGGGACUGUGAGCGGGAGCGGCACGGUCGGCGGCCCUGGUACCCCACGACCAAACGGCGGCGGAGGGGGAGGAGGGCGGAUAGAGAGGAGGAAAAACCGGGCCUCCACCUCCUCCCCAGAGCGACGCCCGGAGGCCAAGCGGCAGCGGUGGAGGAGGAGGAGGAAUAAACCUACUUCCUCCAAUCAAGUGAACCAAGUGACUAGGAAUUUCCUGCAGUGUGGCUUCUCUUUUGGGAGUGAAACAACUAUUGUGUGGAUUACAAACUUUAUUGGUACCUGGUAGAGGAGUGAUUGAGCACAAUGACGUCAGAGCUGGAGAGCAGCCUGACGUCCAUGGAUUGGCUGCCACAGUUGACGAUGAGGGCAGCCAUUCAGAAAGCAGAUGCUGCCCAGAAUGUGGCUGGUGGUGGGAUUGCAAAGAAAACCCCACUUCUGGACCCAAACACUACCCUGGACCAGGAUGCACAAAACAAAGAUGGCAAGCCACCAUACAGUUAUGCCAGCCUCAUUACUUUUGCUAUCAACAGCUCUCCAAAAAAGAAGAUGACUCUCAGUGAGAUCUAUCAGUGGAUAUGUGACAACUUUCCAUAUUAUAGAGAAGCUGGCAGUGGCUGGAAGAAUUCCAUUCGACACAAUUUAUCAUUAAAUAAAUGUUUCCUGAAAGUGCCUCGGUCCAAGGAUGAUCCAGGCAAGGGCUCUUACUGGGCCAUUGACACUAAUCCAAAGGAGGAUACACUGCCCACACGGCCAAAGAAGAGGCCGCGAUCAGGAGAAAGGGCUUCAACACCUUACAGCCUGGAUUCUGAGCCUUUAGGAAUGGACUGCAUCAUCUCUGGAAGUGCCUCUCCAACCUUGGCAAUUAACACUGUGACUAACAAAGUAACACUGUAUAAUACGGAUCAGGAUGGAAGUGAUAGCCCUCGCAGCAGCCUUAACAACAGCCUGUCUGAUACAAGUCUAGCCUCUGUCAACCUGAAUAACGUUGGCUCUGUCCACAACUACGCACAGGUGACAAACCGGGCCGAUUCAGUUCCCCAAAGUCUAACACCGCAACAACAGCAAUACAACAUGCCUGAGAGGGACACAAAGCCACCCUUCUCAGAGUACAACUUUGAAGAUCUGAGUGCCUCCUUCCGUAGCCUUUAUAAAUCGGUCUUUGAGCAGUCCCUCAGCCAGCAGGGAAUGAUUAACCUGCCUUCUGAGGCAUCACAGCCAACCCACACGUCCUGUUCCUACCAGCAUUCUCCCAGCAGUACUGUCAGCACCCAUCCGCACAGUGGACAGAACAGUCUGGCCAACAGCCACGCCAGCAGCCUCGGAGGCGGUGGGGGAGGGACACAAGUGCAACUGGCACAACAUCAGAUCCACACACAACACGCUCACCACCAGCACCAUCAGCACCAACAUCCGCAGCAUCAGCCAAACCAGCAACACCAUCAGCAGCAGCAGCACCACCAUCACCAACAGCAACACAUGGCCUGCAAUAUCGGCAUUCCUUCUGAUUGGUGCAUGAAUCUGGACACUCUGAAGGAGAGUUUCCGUAUUGCUAGCAGUUUCAACUGGUCUGAUGUGGAUCUCUCCCAGUUCCAAGGUCUGAUGGAGAGUAUGAAACAGGCGGAUCUCAAUAACUGGUCACUCGAUCCUGUUCAGUUUGCGGACUUGUGCUCUUCCCUAAACCAGUUCUUCACACAAACUGGUCUGAUCCAGUCACAAGGGAACAUGCAGCCCUCGGUUUGUCACAGCACAAUGCAUUCGCAGAAACCAAACCAGCACAUCAGUACAGGAAGCUUGUACAUUGACUCCAGACAAAACCUUCCUGCUUCAAUGAUGGGGCCCCCUGGGUACCCCCAUCUCCCACCUCUCAGUACCCCAGGACCAGCCAUGACAGCAGGACACCAUGCAGGAAUGAACCAACAGCACAUGAUGUCACCUUCCAGCUUCCAAAUGCACAGACCGAUGUCUCAACAUCACAAUCCUGCAGAUGACAUCCAGGAUGACUUUGACUGGGAUUCCAUUGUCUAACUCUUCUUCCUAAGGACAAGUCUGUUGGAAGCCCUUCCUGUCAGUGUGACUCAGAUGUUCUUUUAGCUUCUUGCUUAUUGUGUUGGCCGAUGCUGGCCACAAUCGCUGGACUGCUGCCUGGACACAGCCCGACCGUGACUGUGCUAGAGAGCUGUACUUCUUGGGGGAGGGGGGGGAGAAAACACGCCUUCUGCUUGCAGUCACUACAGAAAUGUGGAAUUACCUGUCGGCCGCUCAGCGGUGGCGCAGUGGUAACAAGCAAUGAAGCAUUUUCUAAUUCUGAACAUAAUUUUCUUUCGCUUUUGUUUUUUUUUUAAAACUGAAAGGACAUAUGGAGGGUCUGAGUAUCUGAGCAACGCUUAUCUAAGUGAUGUAGCUUAGCUACGAUCUGAGAUUGCGUAGGAUGGUACUAUUUAGUGCAGAGUUUCUCUCCUGGUGUGUGACUUCAUUUGGGGGAGCGUUCCAGUAGGGGGGAUCAAACACCGAUAGGGGUCAAGGAAGCUGGCUUCUAGAUGGCCUUUCCUGGAGUAGGCCAGGAAUGCAGUCGUGAGCUGGGAGAGGCAUCUUCUACAAAAUGAGUUUCUUUUGAGACAAUUUUGUCUACAUAUGGUGCUGCAAAGAAAAAAACUUUUUUUGUUGAAAAUCCAGUUGCUGUACCAGGAUUAGUAUUGAAAUCGAUACUAGGGUACCUGGGGGAAAAUUUUCUACCGCUCCAAAGAUUGCAUUACUACAGCUUAACUUUGGAUCCCCAGCCUUUGUGCACACAACACCAGCUUCCAAAUCUGAACUGUAGGGGAUUCUUCCCAGAAAUUCUGCCUGGAUGCCUGUUAAUAAGGCUACUACAUCUCAAGAAGGUAGCAUUAUAUUUGGGGUUUGCAGGUAUCAAGUACCAAGUGCUGACGUGGUAUUGGUUAGUACCCCUGAGGUAAAUGUAUUUUGGUAAUGAGAAAAGCAGCCUGUCUCUUGCAUUGAGUGGUAGUGACUGUAAUCAAGAGAAAUCUCCCAAGGUAAACACUUAACAAAUUCUGGUGAGUUUCAUAGUCUCCAAGUCUCACUCAUGCCAUAUUGCAAAGAAAUGGAACACAGAUUGCAGGAUUUGCAAGUAGUGAGAUCUUAUGAAAUAUUGACCAUUGCCUUUCUCUCUCCUUUUGGCCAUCAUGGAAAAGGCUGCAAUGCAGCAUUUCCUUUUUGUGAAGUGCUGCAGGGGAAGCAUGUUAACCAAUUCUGCAUUUGUCAGCUAUGCAUGUUUAGUGGUGGAUAAAUGAGAGUUUCAUAAUAGAAAUCCAGGCCUGCUUUUAAUACCUGUGUUGCAUCUUUUUCGAUUUUGUUUUUAAUUGACAAGGAUGGGUUUUUUAAAUAUGCACUUUCUGGAGCAGUGCCUACUUGAUUAUUCCCCCUUUUUUAAAACAAAUCAAUUUGUUCCUUUAGUUAAGCUUUCGGAUUGCUGUACUGAUGUGUGAAUGCAAACCUUUCUCAGUGUUUACAAUUUAAAUUGUGAUUCAAGUCAAACCCCUGUUUGUAAUACACUGGGGCUCUAAGGACCCAUUCCUGAGUCAUUUGAUGGGUCUUUCCCAGCAGAGCACCUGCUUUUAGUGAUGUGCAGUGUCCUCCUUCAGCGUCCUCCUUCAGCUUCUCUUUCCUCUCCGGUUGCCUUGUUUGCAUUUGGGAUUGGAGUUAAGUGGUUAGUGUUUUUACGCUGUUAUAUUUUGCAUACACUCUAAUUUCGGAUUUGAUGGUGUCAGAAUACACAAGCUCAGUACAUUUAUAAUUGGCUUCUCGGGUAUGCUAGUUGCAGUCUAGUAACAGAAAUCCUAUACUGAAAAGUUUUGAUUUACUCAAUCUCCAUGUACCUAACAGGAUGGAGAACUUCUGCAGUUCACAAAUACCUGUGCAGUAAGACCACUAGCUAGGCCACUAAGACUUGCAUUUUAUUUGCUCUAAACCAAGAUAUCAAACUGUACGUCCUGUGACAUGUACCAUUGAACAUGAGUCUUGAAUGUUUCCUUCAAUCUUUAGAAGAGCUAUGACUCCAUAGAAGUCAUGGUGGAACAAUUCAUUUCAUAGCAUUUAACAGCAUAUUCCAGGUUUACAAUCGUAAUAAAUUCUGAACAGAGACAAAUUUUACAGCUGUGGCCUAAAACUAAAGGAUUUACAUGCAAAUUGUCUUGUUAGCUAAAUCAUCCCACACGGCAAAAUAAACCAUGCAAUUGUUUGUGCUGCUUCAAUGAGUUGCCAGGGUGCUGACUUUUUUCUUUGUCUGUGCUUUCUUGCUAUUUCUAAAUUUCUGUCUUAUUCCAUUUCUGAAACUCCCUAUUUAUAAUGGUUUAAAUACACUUUGUUUUCAAGAAAGAGAAACACAAUCUGUGGAUUUUGUUUGUUAUACAGGGCAGUUCUGUAAAUGUUUUUUAACUCUUGCUUCAGCUGCACUGGUUUUCGCCUGCUGCUUUUCCUCUUCAAUGUUUUGCUUCUGUGCAGUGGCAUGAAGGGGAGGGCUUACACAGAGGAACAUUACUGUGCAGCUCACUGGUUAGGCAUGGGAUUUUUACUUGGUUAACCCUCUUGCAUAUGUUAACCAAUUAGCUGUUCUAAGGGUUUGCAUUGUUCUGUGUGUCAGUCACUAAGUAAAACGUACAUGCAUUUUAAAUUUCGUGAGGGUUUUAACUCUACCAUAUCCCAGCUAAUCCAUAGUUUGCUGUCUAUAGAUUUAUAUCUUGUAUAGGUAACCAAUAUCCCUUCUAUAUAAUUAGAUUUCAGUUGUGAUUGCUUAAAAGCUUAACCCCUCCCCAAGUGACUACUGAAUUAGCAGUAGUCUAGAAACUAGAAUGUUAGAAAUGCACAGCAAAUUCAUCAAAAUCUGAGAGAGAAAAAUUAGUUUAUGUUCCAGUUGAGACCUUCUAUCAGAGUCCUGAUGAAGCUUCUCUUUCUAAAACUGAUCUUACUCUGGAUGUUCUGUAUGACCUGUCCUUGUGUUUCACAUGCUGGCCCUUCACAAUGUAGUUCAGAUAUCAUUGCUUUUUACUUGAUUCUUGUACUAAUAUUUGAUGAACUAAACCAAGUAGUUCAUAUUGCAAAAACUACAUUUCCUUGAGCUCCUGCAGCACCAUGGACUGAUUAGUUUAUACUUAGUUGUGUGUAGGACUGCUUCUGAAAGUGCUGUUUAAUGUAGGUACAUUUGCAUUGCUACAGAGGUCCACUAUACCUUAUCCAAUUGGGCACCACCUCUGAAUCAAGACAGAAAGUUGGCAGGCUACUUUCUGAUGAGGGCCCCCAUAGCUGACUAAUGUUAACCCCCGCCCCCGCCAAUGUCUCCACAUCGCACAGGUGCAUGCACUUUGCUACGGACGUUAGUGGAUAGAGAUCAGGUGCAGAAAUCUAUGAUUUUUUUCAUAGCCUAGGGACACUGAGAGCAGUUGUAGCAUCUUGAUUGCUCCCCCAGAAAGAUCAGCUUAGACUUUAAUGGGGUGGGGGUGGGGGUGCAGGAAUAGUGCUAAACUGAGCCAUUUUUUUCAAGUAUGACUGUGACACAGUAUCCAAAAAAUAGCAUUUGAGCCCCAAAUGGAUUUGUGCCUGUACUCUAGUUCUUUGGGAAGGUUACAGAGAUUCCAGUGAAGAUUUAAAACAGACUAAAAGAUGAUACUGCCAGAGUGAACUGUGUAAAAUCCGCUGUAGUAUGGUAAGAUAAUGCUGAAAUGGGGAGGUCAACUGGUGCACUUUUUGUAUUUAAUGAAGUUUCUGGGGAAAACAAUUAAUGUAAAUGUUUGCAUUACAAAGGUCAAUAGACAUCUCCCCUUUUUUUGCUAAUAUAUAAGCUAAAUUUACGGUAUUAAAAAUAUAUUGCACAAAAACUGCAUUCAUCCCUUCCUUUAUGCUGCUUGGUCUUGUUCCCUAUAUUGUCAAGUUUCAACUACCAUUUUAUUAUUGAAAGACUAAUACUUUACAAGAGGGUGCAGAGAUUAGUGUAGCAAUUCUAAUUAUACCUUCAUUAUAGAGCUUGUAUCAGACUGAAGCUUCAAGGAGAUGGCAUUUUUUAACAGCUCACUGAAAAAAUCCUUUGCCAAAGAUUCUUAAGCCAUGACCUGGUUUAUGGAUAAACCUAGGUUGAAAUAUUGCUGUGCACAUUUCACAAUUCAGUCAUUGUUGUUAUCUUGAAUACAUCAAAAUUUUGAUAGAAUGUUUUAUAUCAUGGUGCUGUUCAUAUGCCCAAAAUACACUGCAGGAAAAAGCAACGGCACCACUCAGUGAAGGAUUGUAUAAUGCAGCCCUAGUCUUUAGUAGAAAAUACUAAUUGCCUUUGUGAGUACGCUAUUGCAAAGCAAACUCUGGUUAAUUUCCAAAAGUUUAACACUUAGUUAAUAUUUCACCACUAUAUAUGUAAUGUAAAUUUAUUGCAGAUUUUGCAUCUAGUCUUUGAAAGUUAGGCAGUUAAGAAUAUUUUGCAUGACAAUAGGAGAGGUAUGAGCAGGCACAAAGUUAAUUAUACCGAAAAAGAUUUGUUCAGCUUCUCGUGAAAUUUUAGCCCACUAAAAAUGUUUUUUUAAUGCUGUGCACUUCAUUUUGAAACACAUUGAACCAGACACAGAAUUCAUGCAUCUAAAUUGAGGCGGUUUUAAUUAUAAAUGAAGUUAACCAGAAUCUUGUUGCCUGCUCCUGCAAAUUGAAGUUCUGGAUUGUCGUGAAUUGUUUUCAGGUCUUGGCUAGCAGCAGGUGCUGUGGCUAUAGGUAGCUGUGUAGGCUUGUUCAAAAGAUUUUCUUGGCUCUAUUUCUCCCACAACUGGAGCCAAAAUCAAUGAAAUAUCAAGCACAAGUUAGUUGUUGCGUAUACCAGCUUGGAAUAAAAAUUGCAUUUGUUGAUAGACGUGGCAAACAUGCAUCACUUUCAGAUGUAGACCUGUGCUAUUUUAAGGAAAUCUUUCUGAAACUAGAAUGAAUUAAUAACUGGUUAUCUGGGCAUAUUUUAAACAUUAGUUUGUACCUAUCAUUUUGUUGUCUCUUCACACUGUUAUUUGGACUCCAUAGUCUAAAUCUUUGACUCUGACAUUCAUUCUUUCCUUCCAAUAUACAGCAUUGCAAAAUCAAGUCCCUUAGCUCUCAGUUCCUACCUCUAAUUCUGCACUGCCUUUCACACUUUUGCUCAGCUGCUCCCUUGCCCUCUCCCUGUAAAGCCCUCUGUAAACUAAUGGGCUUUGUCGUUGCUUAGAGGUUAUUUUCUUUAGUAAUAUUCUGAACUUCAGAUCCACAGUAUUGGAAAUUCAGUACAUAAACCGUUCCAGUUCUGAAGUAUGCACUUAACAUACAAGUAUGCUAAAAUGUGAUUCUUGCCAUCUUCUCUCAUUCUCCCCUCCCUCGGCAAAAAAAAAUCCACCACAAACUUGCUUUGCAAUGGAACAGGUACUUUUAAAAGGAAGUUUCCACAUACUUCCUGCUUUUGCAGAGCCUGCCAGUAAUCAAAGUAAUUUGUUACUGCAGACUGUCACAUUUGGUUUUUAGACAACUUUACAGAAUCUGUAUGAUGAGCAUCAACAGGCCAUCUGUGUGAUAGCAGUCAACUUAUGUUGGAUAGCUUAGAUUUCUCCUUGCCCUCUGACUCCAGUUGUCUCAACGUGUCCUCUCAUCAGCCUACAAAAUAGUCUAGAAUUUCAAUCUAUAUGUGUUUAGCCAGCUUUGUUUGUUUUGGGAUAAAAGACAGAACACUGAGACAUUGGGUAGUGCCUGAAUUCUAAUCGUAAGAGUCUGUCAUUGACUGGAUCCAUUGUUUACAAAUGUUGGCACAUUUUAAAACCCUACUUUGUCAUUUUUAAAUGAAACUGCAUUAAAAUGAGCAAUGUGUUGUGAGUUUUUUAAAGUAUGUUUGUUAAAAUUUAGCUUCCAUGAGGGUGGCUCCAGCUUAACUUGAAUGUGCUGGAUUCUGACUUCCUCCAAUUUAAAGCAAAUCAAACAUGUAGAAAUGGCAAACACCUGGCAGUUAAAAGACUGUAGAAUGAGGAAAUGGUCAGUCAUUAUAUCAGUGCUCAGGCCAGGGCAUAUGGAAGUCACCAAAGUAAAGGGCUAAGCUUUUUUCCACCCCAUGCCUCUCCGUAUAAAACAUACAGAUCCCUUUGGGAAAAUAAUCUCAUCAGAAGUUUUUUCAGUCUGCACUGUUAGGAACUUUUUUAUGUGGAUAAUGUUGAGUUCUUGCUGUUUUUAAAAAAAAAAUGCAAAUAGUUUCUCUCUCAAAAAAAAUCAUCUAAGAAACAGAAGGUGGCAGCACAUAUUUAAGAUGAAUUUUUAAGCUGCACUAUUUGACAGGCCUGCCAUAAAGGGCAGCCCUACUUUGUUAUACAGUAUGUAGGAAUAUAAAUAUUACUGACUACCUUUAAAAGGUGCAUUCUAUUUUUAAUAAAAUAUAAGUAAUCACUGAAAUUGAAAACGAUAUAUAUAGGUUAACCUAUACCCUUUAAAAGCAAGCAUUAAGUUGACUGUCAGUGCCAGUGCAGUCUUCCCUUGAGUAGUGAAAAAGAAAUGCAACGCUGUGGUUGGAUGACAGCAGUGGUAUCAAAGAAAAAUACAGGAACCUGAUUAUAGACUAGCAAAGUUUCAAGACCUGUCACUGAGACUUACUUGCCUCAGUUGGGAAAUUUUGGACAUUUCACAAAUGGGUAACCAGGUGGAUUAGCAUUGAUGUUGGAAGGAAAGAAAGGGAUGGCAUUCAGUCAGCUGCCAAGCCAUGAUAAUACACGUGGUAGUGAAUGGGCCAUCAAGUAGGAAAGCAACAGGGAGCAAAUUACAAUUUCAGACUUCUGAGUCACUGAAAAUUUAUGAUCUGGGAGAGACAUUCUGCACAGAAACCAUUUAAAUAUUGGCUUGAGUGCAGACUUGGAGAGAGGCUCCAAAUGUUCAUUUUCACAGAACAAUGAAGUAAAUUUUAAAGAAAGCAUUUGUUAUAUUUGCCAUUAACAAUUGGCAGAAUCACUACAUUAGUGAUUCUUGCUGCUUUUGAAUAGCACACCUUUACAAACAGCAAGGGGGCUGCUGGAGAAGGAUGUUUGUGCUGUGCUUAAGCUCAUAGUUAGGUACACUUCAAACAAUGAUUCACUUUAUAGUGCAGUUGGUAUAAGCUGGGAUCUGACUCCAUUGACUGGAGUGGGACAGGCCCCAGUCUUGUCAUGACCUCUUUGCACUUGAGUUGAAUCUUUCAGAAGGUAUUAGUUUGAUUCCUUUGUUCCAAAAAUCCUGAUGAAUAACUUUUGUUUAUAUCCUGUUGACCUGUUGUAUAUUUAAUUUUUUAAAAGUCUUUAUUGCUUGGAAGUAAAUAAUUCAGUUUGGAGUCAGCAGCACUAACUUUUUGUUCAAGACAUGCUGGAACCCACCAAGGGUUUGUAUUGCGACGACAGAGGCUUAUAAGCCCUCUGAGAAUUUUCUUUUACUUUUUCUGUUUAUUGAAAUUUUUAAAAAGUUGGUAUCCAUUUCUGACAGCAAUGGGACAGCUUCUUGUAAAAACAAAACCAGUGUUUUUCAAUUCCAAUUUGAUUUUCAUAAUUAAAUGAAAGACUGAGCUAACAAUUGUUUUCUUUAUGAGGCUUCUUGGAACAGGAGUCUAAAACCCUUUGGAAUUGGCUUAUUUCUCUUUGUAUACACUGCCUUUUGUCUCAAUGUGAUAGCUCUCUGUGGUUUGCAGUAAAGAGGACACUUUGGCAGUUUCUGAACACAGGCUACAAGCAGGAGGAAGAUUAACCUCUUUCUAACGUAACAAAAGCAGUACUGGCUUUUGUGGCACAUUUUAAACAAAAACAAAUAAACAAGUGUUGUGGUGUUCAUGUGCUUAAUUGUAAAUAUAUUGUUUGUCUUUGAAAUUGUCCUUUUAUUUUCUGGGGUGGGAAAGGGGACAGGGAGAGAACCAGGGUUUUAUUCUAUAAAGGAAUACAGAGUAUUUUGAUAUUGUGCAUUCCAAGGGUGAUGUGUAUAUAUCUAUGAUGUAUAUAGUGAUGAAAUCAUUAUCAUUUUGUGCAACACCAGCUCUUCUCUGUACUGCUGUUCUACAGUCAGUGUUUCAGUGUUCGUAUUUUUUUGUUACUGCACGUUUUAUUAAUCCUAGCUAAAACAGAAAUGCACAACUAUCCUUUGUAUGAGUUUACUGCUGUAAAUUACUACCAAAUGUCAUUAGUCGUUGCUGCCAGUCGUGAUAUGCAUGGAUGGCACUUAUAAUAAAUGCUGUAGCUUCA